Molecule: messenger RNA, 2936 nt
Organism: Lipotes vexillifer (Yangtze River dolphin)
Lineage: Eukaryota; Metazoa; Chordata; Mammalia; Artiodactyla; Lipotidae
Gene: SNRK
Product: SNF related kinase
Exons: 8
Coding region: 376-2679 (767 amino acids)
Biological process (GO): intracellular signal transduction; protein phosphorylation
Cellular component (GO): cytoplasm
Molecular function (GO): protein serine/threonine kinase activity; ATP binding
Source: RefSeq, a predicted model, not a curated record
CAGUGACGCGCGCCCCGCGCAGGCGCAAGUCGGUCCCCACCCCCUCCCCGCGGACGGCCGCCUGUUCGGUAUUAUGAUUAGCGCUGGGUGCGGGGAUUCGGCGGCCGGGAGGGAGUUGUCGGCGCCGCGGCCGCUGCGGACGGACGCUCGCCUGCUGGCUAAGAGCCUCCUGAGAUUCUGCUUUGGCACCUCCAGCAUUUGGCCUCUGCUCAGGAGAAAGAAGCACCUAACGAAACACAGUAAUAACAAGGAUUAUUCAGUAUGCAGUUGGCAGGAUGUCCAUGGCGACAUUGAAAAUGAAUUCCUUAUUUUCACCAGAUAUAUGAGAAGAUCCAUUUUAAACAGUCUAAGUAUUUUUUCUUCCGUUGGACCAGCAUGGCAGGAUUCAAGCGAGGGUAUGAUGGGAAGAUUGCUGGAUUGUAUGAUCUGGAUAAAACCUUGGGUCGAGGUCAUUUUGCAGUGGUUAAACUUGCCAGGCAUGUCUUUACAGGUGAAAAAGUGGCAGUAAAAGUUAUUGACAAGACAAAAUUGGACAGUCUAGCCACUGGUCAUCUUUUCCAAGAAGUGAGAUGCAUGAAACUAGUGCAGCAUCCCAACAUUGUACGCCUUUACGAAGUUAUUGACACCCAGACCAAACUAUAUCUUAUUCUAGAACUUGGGGAUGGAGGAGACAUGUUCGAUUACAUAAUGAAGCACGAGGAGGGACUUAAUGAAGACUUGGCCAAGAAGUACUUUGCUCAGAUAGUUCACGCCAUAUCUUAUUGCCAUAAACUCCAUGUGGUUCACAGAGACUUAAAACCCGAGAACGUGGUCUUCUUUGAAAAACAGGGUCUUGUAAAGUUGACAGACUUUGGUUUCAGCAACAAGUUUCAACCAGGGAAGAAGCUCACUACAAGCUGUGGAUCUCUUGCAUAUUCUGCACCAGAAAUUCUGCUUGGUGAUGAGUAUGACGCGCCUGCGGUAGAUAUAUGGAGUCUGGGAGUGAUCCUUUUCAUGUUGGUGUGUGGGCAGCCACCAUUUCAAGAGGCCAAUGACAGUGAAACAUUGACAAUGAUCAUGGAUUGCAAAUAUACAGUACCAUCCCACGUAUCUAAAGGGUGUAAAGACCUGAUCACAAGGAUGCUACAGAGAGAUCCCAAGAGAAGGGCCUCUUUAGAAGAGAUUGAAAACCAUCCUUGGCUUCAGGGAGUGGACCCUUCCCCAGCCACGAAGUAUAACAUCCCCCUCGUGUCAUAUAAAAACCUCUCGGAAGAGGAGCACAACAGCAUCAUUCAGCGCAUGGUGCUCGGGGACAUAGCGGAUCGGGAUGCCAUUGUCGAAGCCCUGGAAACCAACAGGUAUAACCACAUCACAGCCACUUACUUCUUGCUUGCUGAAAGGAUCCUGAGGGAAAAGCAAGAGAAAGAAAUACAGACCAGGUCUGCAAGCCCUAGCAAUAUCAAGGCCCAGUUUAGGCAGUCAUGGCCAACCAAAAUUGACGUGCCCCAGGACCUUGAGGAUGACCUCACGGCCACUCCUUUGUCCCAUGCGACUGUCCCUCAGUCUCCUGCUCGGGCUGCCGACAGUGUCCUCAACGGCCACAGGAGCAAAGGCCUGUGUGACUCAGCUAAGAAAGACGACCUCCCAGAGUUGGCCGGGCCCGCGCUGUCCACAGGGCCACCCGCCAGCCUGAAACCCGCGGCCAGUGGGCGGAAGUGUCUGUUUCGGGUGGAGGAAGACGAAGAGGAAGACGAGGAGGACAAGAAGCCCAUGUCCCUCUCAACACAGGUGGUUCUGCGCCGCAAGCCGUCCGUGACCAACCGCCUGACGUCCAGGAAGAGCGCCCCGGUCCUCAACCAGAUAUUCGAGGAGGGGGAGUCGGAUGACGAGUUCGACAUGGAUGAGAACCUGCCUCCCAAGCUGAGCCGCUUGAAGAUGAACAUUGCUUCCCCGGGGACGGUCCACAAACGCUACCACCGCAGGAAAAGUCAGGGCCGCGGCUCCAGCUGCAGCAGCUCGGAGACCAGCGACGACGACUCGGAGAGCCGCCGGCGGCUGGAUAAAGACAGCGGCUUCACCUACUCCUGGCACCGCCGGGACAGCAGCGAGGGGCCCCCGGGCAGCGAGGGCGACGGCGGCGGCCAGAGCAAGCCGAGCCGCGGCGGCGGGGGCGCGGACAAGGCCAGCCCCAGCGAGCACAGCGCUGGCGGCGGCGGCCCCGCGGGGGGGUCGGGCGGCGCCCCGGGCGGCACGUCAGGCAGUGCCCGCCGCUGCGCCGGCCCCGGCUCCUCCACGUCCACGCAGCUGGCGGCGCGCGGCGCCGGGGAGCUGGUGGAGAGCCUCAAACUCAUGGGCCUCUGCCUCGGCUCCCAGCUGCACGGGAGCGCCAAGUACAUUAUCGACCCGCAGAGCAGCCUGUCGUUCUCCAGCGUGAAGGUCCAGGAGAAGUCCGCCUGGAAGAUGUGCAUCGGCUCCGCAGGCGGUGCGGCGCCCGCCCCAGCCGUGGGCGGCAUGAAGUUCUUCUCCGACCGCGUGGCGAACACCACCGUGGAGUUGGACCGGAUAAAGAGCAAGAAUCUGAAAAACAACGUGCUCCAGCUACCUCUGUGCGAAAAGACCAUCUCUGUGAACAUCCAGCGGAACCCCAAGGAGGGGCUGCUGUGCGCCUCCAGCCAGGCCAGCUGCUGCCACGUCAUCUGACCUCGGUGCGCUUCCUGCUCAGAGCGGCGAAGACCGGCUCACUUCACUGGUCCCUUUUCGGUUUUCCUCUUUUAAAGCGGGCAAUUAUUUAUUACUUUUUCAUUUGUUCGCCUGACGACUUGACAAAUGCAUGGUCUUUGUGCAUGCUGCUAGACACUUUUUUUUUUCCAGCCGAAAAGUCUUGUGUGAUUUUUACAUUUAUAAUUUUAAUGUGGAUGAUCAGGAUUAAAUUAAAAUGUAUAUUUGGAACCUAAUAU